Anopheles coustani is the source of this 797-nucleotide messenger RNA. RefSeq names its product rutC family protein UK114 (gene UK114). The coding region runs from base 154 to 567 and encodes 137 amino acids. Gene Ontology annotation, cellular component: cytosol. Lineage: Eukaryota; Metazoa; Arthropoda; Insecta; Diptera; Culicidae. The record is from RefSeq and is a predicted model, not a curated record. Gene Ontology annotation, molecular function: deaminase activity. The transcript is spliced from 3 exons.
CAACUUAUUCGUCGAUCGGUUCACAUGACAACCGCGAGGUACUGAUAGCAGUGACAGAGGCUUGACUUCGUCUCCUAGCGAUUCAGUCGUUCAGGUGUUAUCAUCAGCUACGGAUCGUGCCUCCUCGUACAGUUGAUCGAAACCAUACAAAAAAUGUCGUCGAUCGUGCGUAAAGUGAUUACUUCUAAGAAGUGCCCGAAAGCUGUAGCAGCAUACAGUCAAGCCAUCGUUGCUGACCGCACGGUUUACUGUUCCGGUAUGCUCGGACUGGAAGUGGACUCACUUAAGCUAGUCCCGGGAGGUGCUGCCCCGCAGGCGGCGAAAGCGCUGGAACACUUGGCCACCUUGCUGGCUGAGGCAGGCUCUGGCAUUGAUAAGGUUGUCAAAACGACCAUCCUGCUGAACGAUAUGAACGAUUAUGCCGCUGUGAACGAGGAGUACAAGAAAGUGUUCAGUAGCAACUUUCCGGCUCGGACGUGCUACGGUGGCGUGAAGCUCCCGCUCGGAGCGGCCGUGGAGAUUGAGGUGGUCGCAUUGACCGGUGCUGUGGUGAACAUUUCCGAAUGACUAGAUUCGAAAAUGUAACAGAUACUGCCCGGGUGUUGAGGCCAGCCGAAAAUAUGGAUCUGACUUUCGGAAAGUAAUGGUUGCGGUUACCGAAAUCGGGUAAUUGCUUGUGAAAAGCUAAACAUUCCUGCGACGUAUUCGCUACGAAAUAACUAACGCCAACCGCGAUUGAUUGAUAACAGUUUGUGCCUACUGAUAAAAACAAAAUAAAUGAAUAAUUUUUCAAAGUA